UUCACCUGUUCUUAGAGAAUGGAUGUUAGUGGACGUUAUUGGAGAUUUUCUUUACUGGAAAGAAAGAAUUUCACCCAUUGUCUUAAAAAUGAAUGUCACCAGCAGAGAUAUAUCUCGCUAUAUUCCGUUACCAAAAGGCUUCGACGUGAGAGAUCUUCUGGUCGUAGACAAAGAUCGACAACCGGAAGGAAAAUGCCAAUGUGUUCAAGGCUACUGUUCCAUCAUAAAUGGUUCACGAACUUGUCAUUGUGAAAGUGGUUUCAAUGUCAGUGGCCACGCUUGCACAGAUAAUGAUGAAUGUUUGUCAUCUCCGUGUAAUCUAGCCAUUUUCAUCUCGUGCAACAACACCCCAGGUUCUUACGAAUGUAUAUGUAAGAAAGGUUUCUAUUCCAAUGGAACGGCGUGUCUUGAUAUUGAUGAAUGUAAUUCAUACCCGCAGUGUAACUGUCUAAGUUCAAGAAAAGAAAAGUGUAUUAACACACCAGGUUCUUGCAAAUGUGGAUGUGUAAAGGGGUUCCAUUCAGAUGCUGGUGAAUGUGUCGAUAAUGAUGAAUGUUUGUCAUCCCCGUGCAAUCCAGCCUUCUUAAUCUCGUGCAAAAACACCCCAGGUUCUUACAAAUGUGUAUGUAAGAAAGAUUUCUCUUCCAAUGGAACGAUGUGUCUGGAUCUUGUCUAUUGUUAA
Molecule: messenger RNA, 682 nt
Organism: Dendronephthya gigantea
Lineage: Eukaryota; Metazoa; Cnidaria; Anthozoa; Malacalcyonacea; Nephtheidae
Product: nidogen-1-like
Exons: 6
Coding region: 23-682 (219 amino acids)
Molecular function (GO): calcium ion binding
Source: RefSeq, a predicted model, not a curated record